Molecule: messenger RNA, 727 nt
Organism: Emiliania huxleyi CCMP1516
Lineage: Eukaryota; Haptophyta; Isochrysidales; Noelaerhabdaceae
Exons: 4
Coding region: 340-525 (61 amino acids)
Source: RefSeq, a predicted model, not a curated record
CUUUUUGCUAAAAACGGGCCGCCUAGUGCAGCAUCACUAGUAAAACACGCAACCACACUGAGAGCUCCACACUAGCCGGUAUAGGCGAGAACCGACGGCGUCACGGUCGCCGGAGUGGACGCACUGCACACACACUGUGACCGUGUCGACGGUGUGACAGUGCGCGACACAACCGUCGGCGCCGCGCUAUCGCGGCGCCCCGCAGUCUACACGCCUCAGGUGCACCCCUGAAGGCGCCAUGAGCGCGCAGGCACAUAGCAGCGCCGCGCCAAAAGGUCAUUCCCUCACCCGACCCGCGGCUCCACCGCGGCUGCAGCGGUCCGCUCACCUGUUGCUGCCAUGGGCAGCGCCGAGCCGCGGCGGAGGUCGCUCCGUAGUUCUGCGUUGAGCCGCACGAGUGCGCCGACCCGUCGCGAGGUGCCGGUGGUCGGGCACCGCGCGCUGCGGCUGCAGCGAGCAGGUGGCUGGCGCGGCGAAGGCGGGCAGCGUCGCGGGUGGCGCCACCGGCUCGAGGUGGGGUCCUGAGGUGGCUUCAGCCUGGUCUGCUCGAGCGGCACACCCGCCGCGCUCGCGAUCCGCCACCGUCCUCGACGCCGCCAAAAGCUGGCUGGUGGUCGCGCGCAGCGCGUCAGCGCCACUCCGACUGGUCGGGCACCUCGGCUGGGUCCAUCAGCACGAGGCCUGCCCCGUCGGGGAGCCCCGCGAGCGCAUGUAGCCCCACCCCAUG